Molecule: messenger RNA, 2042 nt
Organism: Acanthochromis polyacanthus (spiny chromis)
Lineage: Eukaryota; Metazoa; Chordata; Actinopteri; Pomacentridae
Gene: rxfp3.3a1
Product: relaxin family peptide receptor 3.3a1
Exons: 1
Coding region: 221-1207 (328 amino acids)
Biological process (GO): G protein-coupled receptor signaling pathway; immune response
Cellular component (GO): membrane
Molecular function (GO): G protein-coupled receptor activity
Source: RefSeq, a predicted model, not a curated record
AGCUUUGCUUUCCACACCGUCAGGAGUUGAGAGCGGUGAUGCUGCGCGAUUAUAGGUCUUGGAGAAGAGAGGAGGGGAGAUGAGAGGGCAGGAGGGCGGGUGGAAACGCGCAGAAGAGCUGGGAAGACGCUCCAAGACCCAGCUCUGCUCGGACAUUAAUCCAGCUUUGAUUUAUUUUGGUUUCAAGAUCAUCUCGAGGUGUCUGUGAGCCGCUGGUAUCAUGAAUGAAGAAAAUGAGAGCGUUUCUUUGAACAGGUCUCUGAUGGAGAUGGACCUGUUCAGCAACCUGGAGGACAUCGACGUGACAGCUGAUGGAAGCCCGAUCCUCAGGUUCCUCAUCUGCCUCGUCUACUCUGUGGUUUGUGCGGCUGGUCUGGUUGGCAACCUGCUGGUCCUCUUCUUCAUCAGGGUCAAAAAGGAGAGAAGAAAGUCCAGAGUGAACUUCUUCGUGCUGAAUCUGGCGGUGACGGACCUGCAGUUCGUCCUCACGCUGCCCUUCUGGGCCGUGGACACCGCGCUGGACUUCAGCUGGCCGUUUGGAGACGCCAUGUGCAAAAUCAUCCUGUCGGUCACCGUCAUGAACAUGUACGCCAGCGUGUUUUUCCUCACUGCAAUGAGUGUGACCCGCUACUGGUCCGUCGCCUCCUCGCUGAAGAACAGAACUGUGCGCAAGUCCUGUUCCGCCAAAUGGAUGUGCGCAAUAAUUUGGACACUGGCGACUCUGGCGACGACGCCGACGUCGAUUUUCUCAACUGUGAGCAACGUAACAGGAGAAAAACUCUGCCUGCUGAGGUUUCCAGGUGGACAGUAUUGGCUGGCAGUUUAUCACAUCCAGAAAAUAAUUGUGGGUUUCGUUUUGCCAAUGUCCAUAGUGUCCAUCAGCUACAUGAUGCUUUUGCGCAUCAUCCGCAAUCGAAGUAUGAAAACGAGCAACCCCAAACGGAGAUCCCAGGUCACUAAAUCUAUCACCAUCGUCGUGUUGUCCUUCUUCAUGUGCUGGAUGCCAAACCACGCCAUCACCCUGUGGAGCGUACUGGUCAAACUGAAUGCUGCAAACUGGGACCAGGCGUACUACGUCGUGCACACAUACGUGUUCCCGCUGACCGUGUGUCUGGCGCACACCAACAGCUGCCUGAACCCCAUCAUCUACUGCCUCAUGAGGAAGGAGUUCAGGAACAAACUCACAAGUCUGGUCCACAGAGGAUGAUGUUCUGGAGCUUAGUGAAGGAGGUGACAAACUGUAACCUGAGAGAGGAAAGGCUUCAGAAAGAUGAGCAACAUGAUGUCAAGACUCUGCUCCUGAAAAAUGCUCUUUUCCAUCUUUCAUCAGCGCUUCUUGUCUUUACAGAGUGUCGUACUGUGGCUGGUUUCUGUGGUGAACGCGUGUUUCGGUGCCAAACGCACAGAUGUUCCUUAUUUUGUGUAAACCUGUCACACGUAUGAGCACUGUUGCCUUGCUUGUUAUGUAACCGUUCUGUGUGUGAGGCAUCUCCAGUUCACAGUCCGUGCGUAAUUGCGCAUGACAAUCGUUGCGCUCACGUUAUUACUGAACAGGUGACAAGUGGCUAAAAGCUUUCUCUGUGCACACGUGAAUGUCUGAGCAAAUAAUGUAACCAGGUGAGUUUAUGAGAAAAUCAGCACCUGUUGGAGCAAAAAGGGAGGAAACGCUGUAGGUGGUGUUGUUAAGACGUGAAUAAGUUUUUCAUUCUGGGCUUAAAGAUGACAGUUUGGAGACAGAACAUAAUGUAUGAAGUGUGAUUGUUGUAAAUGUGCAAAAAAAGUAAAGAAAAACAGUGUUUAUGUGUGAAAAUAAAUGUACUCAAAUUGUCUCAUGGAUCAGGUGUCGUCACAAGUAAGAACUGAUUGUGUAAAGAUCAAUGCAUUUUCUGUUAUCAUUUUGUGAAGGAAGUCUAUGAGCAAAAUAAACGGUCAAAGCUAUGGAUGAGCUUCUCCACCUGCAAAACUACACUGUACUAAUAGCAGUCUCAAAAACACAGAUUCAUACUUCUUGGGUUUCAUGUAGAAUAAAUCUAAAGAACCAA